AUGAUGUCGGAUUCAUUCAUAUCGAUCUUACUUGGUAUUGUUGUAUCUACAUUAAUAAAUUAUUGUCGACAAGAAAAUCUUAUAGUGAUUUUUGAAUCAACUCUCAAAGAAUUUCUUGGAAUAACCAUUGGAGAAAAUGAUGUCAACACAAAUCAAAAGACAAAAAUUUUAUCUAAUUUCGUACCAAUACGAUCACAUCGAUACCUUCAUAUGAGCGAAACAACAUUACCUAGUGUAUUUGAAGAGUUAAUUACCGAAAUAAAGAAAACAAAAAUAUUCACAAUCAUACCCAAUGAUCCAUGGUUGUCCAAUGAACAUCAUAUAAUCAUAGAAUUUAUUAAACCCACAUCUUCUGUUCAAACUGUCAUAAAACUUUCUCUUGAAUACUAUUUUGAACAUCCACGCAUUGAUGAAUUGCUUUCGAAUAUAUUUCAAGUAUCGGAUACAAUUCAAACAUGGGGAGAUACAAAUCAACGUUUAUUAUAUCAGCAAAUUUAUCGUGCCUUCUCUCAUGUGCAAACGAACAAAGUUCAUAUAAUAAAUAUUCAACAUUCGUUUAAAACUUGGUAUAAUACAACAUUUGCUCAUAAGGAAAAUUGUGGUCAAAUCCUCGAUUUUGACGAUAUAGACGGUCCAUUAUGUACUUGUACAUAUCGACCCCUGAAGCAUUUCAAUGAUCAAUGGUCUCUCGCUAAUGCUAUUGCCUAUACAUUUCAUGAAAAACUGGAUAUGAAACAAAACAAUAUUCAAGAAAUUCUAGCCUUAUCAAAACUCUCCUGUAUCAUCGACGAAAACUGGAGUCGUCAACAAAUUGAAGAUUAUAUAAGUGAACAUCAUGCCCAUGAAAAAGUAUAA
Messenger RNA from Rotaria sp. Silwood1, 855 nucleotides. Lineage: Eukaryota; Metazoa; Rotifera; Eurotatoria; Philodinida; Philodinidae. The record is from the annotation of a GenBank genome assembly.